AUGACGAACCAUGGAGAUGACUGCUACUUUUUUUACUAUUCCAACUGUACCAAAGGAGACAGUUGUCCUUUUAGACAUUGUGAAGCUGCGAUUGGUAAUGAGGUGGUCUGCAACCUGUGGGAGGAAGGCAGAUGUUUUAGACCCACCUGCAAGUUUCGCCACAUGAAGAUCACGCAUAACCGUAAACAGAUAGCAUGUUACUGGGAGAACCAGCCAGCGGGUUGCCAGAAGCCUCACUGUGCCUUCUUCCAUGAGAAACCCCGCUGUAUCGAUGGGCUUUAUGUUCCACCAGACAAAGGUACAAAGUGUGAAGAAGUGCCCCAGGAGGAGCCGGUGCCCCCACAGCCCCCUUUGCCCACAGCUGCCAACCCUCAGGUCCGAGGUGUUAAAAAGACGGAAUCACAGGAACCAGUCCCUAGCCCCACACACCCCCCGGUGGUGAUCAACCCGGCAGAUGAUGACGAAGAUGAAGAUGACCAGUUCUCAGAAGAGGGAGAAUCUCCCAGAAAGCAAGCCACGGGUCCUAAAUCAGCAGAAGAAUCUAUGAACUUUGGAGUGAGCACAUUAGAAGAAAUCCGCCUCAGAAGAGCUAUCAAGGCCAGCAUGAAGAGGGCGAUAUACGCCGGCGGGGAGGCUCCUAAUAAUGGUGGCAAAGAAAACAUUCAAUCUUCUUUGAAACAUAUGAGCGAUGCUGCAGACUUCGGAUGUGGAGACGGAGUCCCUCUGCGGAGAAGUCUUGCUGAGCGCCUCGGCAGAAUUAUGGAUGUGGAGCACUCUACUGUAGCGUCUCAGAAAUCUUCAAAGUCUGUUAAGCAAAGACUUACGUUGCCCUCGGAUCUUACUGCAACAGCUCCAUCAGUGGAAAUCAUUAUCAAGACACCUGAGCACAUCAGAAUUAAAACACUGGAAGAGAUUAAACUUGAAAAAGCAGCAAAGUCCCAGAACCCUAAAGAGCCUUCAGGAGCAGACAUUUCUUUCACCAAAACUAUUCCUACAAAAGGCUCUAAAAGCGUCAAAAGAGCCAUCACCGUGGAAGACGAGUCCAUCGAAAGUGUUCGAACAUUCUCAGAGAUGCUUCACAUGAAGAAGAAAAAACAAGAAGAGAAUCAGAAACACAAGAAUCAGAGUGAGAAACGCAAAGACCAAAGCCAGGACAAAGAAGUGGCUCCGGCAAAGAAUAGUUCAGGUGAGAUCAGAGUGAAGACGCUGGAGGAGAUCCGGCGCGAGAAAGCAGCUCGUUUCCAGAGCCAAGAACUGACCCAAGAAGGGCCCCCAGAGGAGGCUCAGGCAACGAACUCUCAAGAGUCUUCUGCCAAAAAGCCCCGCCUGCUGCGCCUAAAGAAACCUGCUUUACAGACAGACAAAGACAUUUCUGAGAAGAGUGAAAGUAUAACAGAGACUCCAGAGAAGCCUGUUAAAUCCACACCUACUCCCACAGAGACGUCUAUUAACACUGUUAAAGUGAAGACCUUCGAGGAGAUCAUGCGCGAGAAACGCCUUCGUAAACAAGACACUGAAAAGCCAGCCGCCUCCAGCAGCCAGAGCUCUGCUGAUGUGGACCAGCCUCCUGCACUGCCCACAACUUCUCCUGUAAAAAGGAAAGCUUCUGCUAAAAUAACAUUUACACCAGACUCUACAACCACCACUGAGUCAGGGCCACCCCCAGCCAAGACCAGUCCUGCCUCCGUCACUUCAGCUCCAGGAAAGAGCCUGCGAGCGGUCAAGGAUACAUCUCAGACAGUUACUCCAGAAAGACGGCCUCAAGACACGAGGACAGACGCCAAAGUGAGACCCAAGCUGAAUGUGAAGCCAAGUGUACAUCUGAAGCCUGGACAGAAGAGGAAGGCUCCACAGCGCUCUGCUGUAGCUGCGGUCAAACCUCUCAACUCCGACCCCAAGUCUGAGACCACCCGUCUGGAGCCGCAGGUAUUCUCAUCUGUAACCCCAAAAAGUGUGCCGAGUCCAGAGUUUGUCUGUAAUCCCAUCUCCACCUCUGAAUCUCAGGCGCCACAACCGCGAUCGCCGGACACCUCUGCAGCCACACAAUGCCGCACACCGAAAACAUCGUCUCAAGCCAAGCCCCGGAGAACCAGCGUAACCGUGAGCCGCAGCGGCACAAACAGCGCGGCCCCAACGUCGGCGGAGGAUGACUUUGAUGAACUGAUCAGUGAGUUCACCACGGACGACCCUCUGGAGGACGGCGUGGACCCCGACCUGGGAGAGGACGACCUGCUGCAGGAGCUCUCAGACAUGAUUGACAGCUGA
Knipowitschia caucasica is the source of this 2265-nucleotide messenger RNA. NCBI's taxonomy places the organism in Eukaryota, Metazoa, Chordata, Actinopteri, Gobiiformes, Gobiidae. The record is from the annotation of a GenBank genome assembly.